AUGAGUCGCGUGCGUAAUCUGGGUGUGGAAGAGUUUGCAGGAGAGAUUGCGAAGGAGCUUGAAUGCGACCUAUAUACCAGGUUUAUUAUCGAAGAUGCAAUCAGCGGCAGAGUUUUCUUGGCGGAGGGAGAAAAGGGAGACGCGCUCAUUGAAGAUUUUAAAGAUCUGAAAAGUGGCGCUGCAAUCAAGAGGGGUCAUAAAACGAUUCUCAAAGAAUUGAGAGAUUCGUGGCUCGCAUCUGAAGGAUCAAGAGGGGGAAAGACAGAAACAACGAGAGAAAGCGGAGGAGGCAAAGGUUCAGUCGAAUUGCAGAGAAGUGGCAAGCAUCUCGAUGCACGAAACUUGGCAGGGACCUCUUCCCAAGAAGUCAAUGUGUCCAGGGGGGAAAAUGAUUCUCAGGAUAGGCCUCAAAAUAGAUCAGCUCCAAGCUCGCCACUAAGUGCAGCGAAGCUGUUCAAAACGCUCUGGCAUAGCAAGAAGUUCACCAUAUAUGUUGGAAAGCACGGCGUCAGGAGGCUGCAGAGUUUCCAUGCGCGUGUGGUCAGCCGUGCAGCAGCAGAUCUAGGACUGACAGAUUACAUGCCUGACGAAGCGAAGGCAAAACAGGUUCCUUCAGAGGACGAGCUGAUGAUGCUGAGGUCCAUCAACCUGAAAAGAAAUCCGAAGGACCUCGAGUGGAGAGACAAGAUCUUUGACUCGAUUCUAGACGAAGACGAGCACUCCGGGGAAGUCGUUGGUUUGGACGGCACCGUAUACAAAUGGCCGAAGGCUUGCAACAAUUCCACGUUCACCGCAAUCAUUGAUGACCUCAAGAAGAAGUUUUUGCACGCGGACCGGUACAGAAAAAGCCAGGCUAAAGAGCUCGAACGGUAUCAUGAGCGCAAGCCAAAGAAGGUAGACAAGAAGCGAGCCGAAGCUGGGGAGGACGGCGCCAUGCAGGAGCAGCCACGUCAAUUCAACGGUACUGGACCAUCAAAGGAGCCGGAUUCAGAAAGCUUGGACGAGAGCCAACCCGCUCGGCCCGGCAGCGGCAACCACCCCAACGAGGCCUUGACACCCGAGACUGCUCCUUCAAAAUUACCGAAGCCGAAGACGAGCUGCUCGUUGGAGGGGUGCUCGUCGACGGAACGGCCUCCAAGCUUCUGCCAGGCAUGUCUCGACCCGGUGCACGAGGAGUGCGUGCAAGAGCUGCUAAAAAGGCUGUACGGGGUCGAGAAGUACGACGGGGAGCUGCUUUACUGCGCCAAUCACCACAGCAACUUCGGCUUUCGUCAGGGGCUUGGCGGAAAGUGCGCACUGCCAGCGUGCGCGAUGGCAGGAAAGCCCGCCCAGCAUCGGUGCGAGGUCUGCAAGGACCCGGUGCACAACCUGUGUUUCCAAGGCUUCCUGCACGAGGUGUACGGCGUCGAGGGCUACGACCAAGGCCGCUUUGCGUGCAAGGAACACGCCAGCGCUCUGGGCUUUCAGAAGGCAACCAGUGGCCAUCACCAAUUGAUCUUCCACACCCAGGCGUCAGCGAAAAUCCGCGCGGAGGGGCUGAUCAGUGCGGCAUCGCAGCCGGCGGGUCCCCCAGUAUCGGUCCCGUCAGAAUCCGUGCGCUCCCCUCCCCGGGGCUCUGAUGCGCCGGAUGCCGGAAAAGGUUCCGAUGAGCGCGAGAAGACCGGCGAGGGGGAAGACUCAGAGGGGCGCGAGACUAAGGCUGGUGAGGCUAAAGAGAAGCCGGACAAAACGAAGAACGGGGCCCGGAAGCGAAAGGGAAGUCAGACGGUCGAGCAGGACAAGAAGAAGAAGAUUCGCCCGGAAGGAAUUUCCCCUACCAACGAAAAGCCGAACGAGCCGGCUGAGUCAGAAGUUCCCGGCCCGAAAACAUUAAAAGCACCACCCAGUGAGCCGGUUGAGGAAAUCCAAGUUGUACGGCAGUCGAACCGCGCGCCUAAGGUGAACCGGCUGAUUCACAACGACAGCUUCGUGGUUAAUUCCAAGCAGCGGGCAGCGGCGGGAACCGAAUCCGGACAGAAGUCCCGUGAGAAAGUCAAAAUCGGAGCCACCAAGAAGCCCAAUGCGCCACCCUCGGAUGAGAGCGAGGAGUCGAUGAGCCUUUCGGGCUCCGCGAUUGAGACGUCAGAAGAGGAGGACUCCGACGCGGAGUCGCCGUCAGAUCUGCCGAUCGGAGGCGCUUUCGAGGACAAGGACGAGAAACUGCAUCCUUCAAUCCUCACCUCCAAAGCGCUGCGCAAGGGGAUCGACAAGCUGAAGCUGCUAGGCAUCUCGAAGUCUCCCAAGCUGAAAGAGUUCAGCCAAAACUACCUCCUGAAGCUGUUCAGCGAGGGGCUCAUCGCAAAGAAGAAGGUCACCAUCAAAAACCGGAAGUGGCGUGAGGACGGCACCAGCCUGGACCCGGCUGAUAUCCGUAUGCGCUUCUGA
Molecule: messenger RNA, 2424 nt
Organism: Klebsormidium nitens
Lineage: Eukaryota; Viridiplantae; Streptophyta; Klebsormidiophyceae; Klebsormidiales; Klebsormidiaceae
Source: the annotation of a GenBank genome assembly